AUGACUUCAACAACGAACCAAUACGGCGAACUCGCCACACAGCUGGUCACGGAAUCCCGCCGAUCGACUCUCACAGACAACUUGCUCAAGUACAACGACCCGCUCGUUCGAUCCAUCGUUCGCGAACAGCGUCAGCUCGAGCAAAGCAUCGCGAACGCUCUGGCUGAAUCCUCACAGCUCGACGAAGAGAACGCGAAGCUCGAUGGGGAAGAUCCUCACACUCCCGCCCUCCUCAUCUUCCAGACCGCGAUUGAGCGCAACAAGCGCUGCCUGCUCGCGUACCACCAACAUCGUUUAGACCGUUUGCGCGACAUGUACUGGUCCGCGGGAGGAUCCCUGCCACAUCUUCUGUCCUCUGCAGAUACACGUGCCAAACUCUCGCCACACGAGGUCGACUUCCUCAAGGCGUACAACGCGUCCGUCAUGGACUUCCGUGGCGCGUUCAGCGACGAGUUGGACAUCACGGCCAACAUCAUGAGCGUUCCAAAGGAUCUACACGUGCUCGUGCGGGUUGUGAAGGAUUGCGGGGUGAUUCAGACCGAGCUUGGGGCUAUCGACUUCAAGAGGGGGCAGCGGUUCAUGGUGCGGAGGGCGGACAUCGAACACUUGAUAGUGCAAGGAUAUCUCGAAGAAGUGUGA
Molecule: messenger RNA, 639 nt
Organism: Punctularia strigosozonata HHB-11173 SS5
Lineage: Eukaryota; Fungi; Basidiomycota; Agaricomycetes; Corticiales; Punctulariaceae
Product: GINS complex Psf1 component
Exons: 1
Coding region: 1-639 (212 amino acids)
Biological process (GO): DNA strand elongation involved in mitotic DNA replication; DNA replication
Cellular component (GO): GINS complex
Source: RefSeq, a predicted model, not a curated record